GCUGAACCAAGCUGCCAGGAGCUCCAGUAACAGCUCUGGUGCUGUCGCUGGCCCUGGGGCAUCUUCUGCUGCCAACAAACUGGAGAUCUUGAAGGAAGAGGAGGAAGAGGUGAAGAGGAAGGUGGAGCAGUGCAAGGAUGAGUACAUGGCUGACCUCUACCACUUCUCCACCAAAGAGGACAGCUACGCCAGCUACUUCAUCAGACUGCUGGAAAUCCAAGCCCAGUACCACCGGCAGUCCCUGGGAUCGCUGGACUCGGCUCUGGCAGAGCUGAAGGAAAGCCACAGCCAGACAGAGCCCUCCUUCACUGCAGUCACCCCGGUGGCAGGGUACUACGGUGUGCCCCUAGAGAUGCACCUCAAGAGCUUGGGCCGGGAGAUCGCGCUGCCCAUCGAAGCCUGUGUCAUGAUGCUGCUGGCCUCCGGCAUGAGGGAAGAGGGACUCUUCCGGCUGGCAGCGGGUGCCUCGGUGCUGAAGAAGCUGAAGAGCAGUUUAGCCAGCGGCUCCAACGCCCUGGAGGAGUUUUACUCAGACCCCCAUGCCGUGGCCGGUGCGCUGAAAUCCUACCUGCGGGAGCUGCCCCAGCCUUUGAUGACCUUCGAGCUCUACAAUGAAUGGGUCAAAGUGGCCAGUUUAAAGGAUGUUGAUGAACGCAUACAGAGCCUGCAAGACACCUGCAGCCGCCUGCCCCAGGAGAGCUACAACAAUCUGAGGUAUCUGAUCAAGUUUUUAGCCAAGCUGGCCGAACACCAGGACUUGAAUAAAAUGACCCCCAGCAACAUCGCCAUCGUGCUGGGCCCCAACCUGCUGUGGACACAGCAGAGCACAGCAGACCCUGUGCAGCUGGACUUGGCCUCGGUCUCCUCCAUCCAGGUGGUGGGUGUGGUGGAAGCCCUCAUCCAGAACGCGGACACACUCUUCCCUGGAGAAGUAGAUUUCAACGUCACAGGCAUGUUCACACCUCCCGCAAAUAGCGGACUUGGCAAGGCCGCCUCGGUGGAAGAGCCACCCCCCAAGUCCCCUCUGGCCGGCACCCCCACUCUCACGGAUGGAGAGGCCACCUCGAGGGACCCUGAGGCCAGAUGCCAGCCAACAUCCCCAGCGGUGACCCGACCGCCUCCUGAAGCCACAGGGCCACCAGCUCCGCAGACAACUGACAACACCACCCACAAAG
Messenger RNA from Pelecanus crispus (Dalmatian pelican), 1175 nucleotides. NCBI's taxonomy places the organism in Eukaryota, Metazoa, Chordata, Aves, Pelecaniformes, Pelecanidae. The record is from RefSeq and is a predicted model, not a curated record.